Puccinia graminis f. sp. tritici CRL 75-36-700-3 is the source of this 4015-nucleotide messenger RNA. RefSeq lists its product as uncharacterized. The record is from RefSeq and is a predicted model, not a curated record. The transcript has 11 exons. Gene Ontology annotation, molecular function: DNA binding; zinc ion binding. The coding region runs from base 1 to 3240 and encodes 1079 amino acids. Lineage: Eukaryota; Fungi; Basidiomycota; Pucciniomycetes; Pucciniales; Pucciniaceae. Gene Ontology annotation, biological process: DNA-templated transcription.
AUGCUACGCUUAACGCUAACGGGAAUUCCGCUGUGUUACACUACACUAACCACUACGGGGAUUGAAGGACCUAGGUGUAACCGAGGACGUCCGUGCGAGCGAUGCACCUCGCUUGGGAUCACCGGAAAUUGCGUUUACGAGACAGAGGAUCCAAGUGUGAUCAAAAAGAUUGACCUCAAAGACCCCGCAUGCGAGAUUGCCCGUCUGCGGGAUCGUAUUGCUGAACUCGAAGGGGUCGUUCGGAUCCUCAAGGGAAGGCCGCAUCCCAAACAACAACGUCAUCCGAAUGGUUCGAUCGGAGCUCAAUCCAGUCUGACGAGCCCAACCCUAGGCCCAUCAAGUCCAAACUUUGCUCGCUCACAUUCUCAAUCUCUUGGUGCCUGGAGCAUGCAAGAGGAUGGUAAUCAUCCAAUGUUAGAUAUCUUUCAAUCCUCUCGGAAUGGGGAGAGUGAUAGCUCUGAGCCCGUCUCACCUUCUUUUAGUGGCUUAAACUAUAACCAUUCUCGCCCAACGAGAAGUUCGAGCUUCAAAGCCGAUCUUGGUUCUCGGGUCGAAGAUCUGAGAGAAACUCAACGUCUCGAAAAUACACCAUAUCUCCGCCAAUCAAGUUGUCCACCUGGAAUGAAAUGCUAUGGAGAAGAUCAGAACGUGAUCGAGGAUGAUGAAGAUGGUCGGAAAAUGUUUUUAGGACACGUAGCAGGUGGAUCAUUACUCCGAAAGUUGCAAGGUUUGACUUCUCCAGAACUCAAACCGCACACCUUGGACUCUGACACCAGCCCCCCACGAAACGAAAUGAUCACUGCAAAGGUUGCCUACAUGGGUCUUUUUGGUGGUAAAAUUGGAAAGCGGUGGGCUUUUGAAACACCCGGAUCGGUCACCAGUAGUUCAGAUAUGAGAAAUGUGUUAUUGGAUGCUUUGCCUUCCCCAGCGUGUGCUCAGCAGCUUCUGGAAGCAUUUCUGCAGGACGUGGAUUGUUUUUAUCACGCAUGGCAUACUCCAACAAUCAUCGAUUUGUAUCAAGGAUUUUUCUCAUCAUCCAGGUCGGAACAGGAGCGACUACCUUUCAGCCAAUUGAGUGUCAUCCUUAGCAUACUCACCGCUACAUCUGACCUUGCAAGUCACAUCCUAGAUGCCCCUCCGAUGAUGGUCGGAGAGGCUAAAGAAGACUAUCAGAAAAGGUUGAAAGCAUGGCGUUUUUCAUUUUCUAACAAGUUAGCCUCUUGCACGGUCCACUCUCUCAAACUAGCGUCUUAUUUAGGACAUCCGUCGAUUGAGUGUAUUCAAGCCCAAUUAUUGCUCGUACUUUAUAUGGUCAACAAUGAUCGUUGCACUGAUGCGUGGUGUUUUAUUGGUGGAGUCAUUAAACAGGCCCAAUGUUUGGGCUUGCACAUAGACCCAUCAAGUCUCAAUCCGCACAUGCCUGUCCUUGAGCAGGAAUUGCGUCGCCGGGUUUGGUGGUCAGUCCAGACGUGGGAUGUAUUUCUAGGCAUUGCAUUUGGAUGGCCAGCCGGCGUCACUCUGAGUGAUUCCGAUCUCCCCUCGGAUCGAACGGAAGAAAGUUUAAUGGGACAAGCGCUAGCCACCACUCCCAUCUUACCCCCACAAGGCGUGACGGAGCUAACGUACCAUGUCUUCAACUGGGAGACGUGUCUAUACGCUCGUGAUAUGAUGGAUAGAAUAUUUGGACAAGCAGUUUGGGGCUGGGGAAAAUCAACAGAACCUCAAAAUGGGCCAAAGUACGAAGAGGUCGUCAAGUUGGAUACUACUAUCAAGACUUGGUAUCACCGUGUGCCAGUUGCGAUGAGAUUUGAGCCAGACCCAAUUGAGGAGUAUCCAGCCAAACAAAGUGGCUCCUUUCAGACGCAUAGUAAAGUUUUUAAACCCUCGUCCACCGGUGUAGGCAUCGAGGAUCUCCGGCGGCGCGAGCCGAUGCUGGCCAAACAAGCGCUGUUGUUGUCAAUCUCACAAAAUACGAUCCUCCUCUUACUACAUCGCCCGUUCCUCAGUCUCUCGCUGGAAAAUUCUACCGGGGCCACUGGACACCAAAUGUCGGAGGAGCAGUGCGUCAGGUCAUCUCAAGUGAUCAUUGAAGCCCAACGGUUACUGGUAGAGCUUUUCCCGGCAACUCGAAGGAUGUGGUACGGUUGGUACCUAACGUUUCAUGCUGCAAUGACCUGCGCUUGGAUAUCGCUUCUCCGUACACCAACCCAUCCGAUGUCUGGACUAUCACGAAAAUGUAUCACCUUGGGGAUCGAAACUUUUGAGCUAGCUAUCAAAACGCCCGAGAGCUUACCGGAAAACUACCUUCGUGCUUGCUCUCAGUUACGCGCGAUCCGAAAUUACAGCAAUCGUAAAUUGAAUCCGCCUAAAGCAAUCACCUAUUCUAACCACGUCUUUGGCGCUACAGGAUCUAUACCUUCCUUUGCGUAUAGCCUUGCCCCUCGUACGAUGACCACACUUGCUAGAAACAUCGACAAAUAUCCAAACUUCGCCGAGCCUUCCUCGCGACUGGACCUGGGCAACGAGCAAGAUAUGGUUCUUUUUGAAGACCCGACAAUCUCUUCGCAAUCGUUGACAUCCAACCCAUCGUCUUACCCUAAAGAAUCCUCCUCCCACCAUGGUUCACUAUCCAAUUCUGAUGACAGAGGAAGCUGUUUAGACGAACCAGGCUCAGAUCCUCAACUCCACGCCCAAGUUCACCAUCCACCACUGCGGUUUGACUCAAACAACCAGCAUAACUUUUCACAAUUCCCACGAUCGGACGAGGUUGGAAGUCAGGACCAUAAUAAUGAUUUUUCCGUUAGCUCUGAUCCUUUGAACCGAUCUUCGCAUUCCUCAACAAAGCCUCGUUCACCUCUAACUCAUCCGGGAUCCAUGCACCCUCUCGAUUCAUAUUCCAACAUUGGUCACUUGACCCAGCCACAACUCCCAUCAAUCCAUGGAUUCCUCUCGCCCGCCUCCGGUUCUGGGAUGGGCUUUUGUGCGGGAACCGCCUCGACUACGGCACCACCACUUUAUGCGGCGCAAUACGCAAUGAACUCUCUGCAAUACCAGGAUGUCAACGUGAAUAUGAACGUUCCACUCUCGAUGUUGGUCAUGCAUCAUGUCAACUCGGCAGACGAACAUGGAAAUGAAUCUCAUCAGGCCAGCGAGCAUUAUUCGUAUGACUCGGUCGGACAGAUCCGGGACGAAAACCCGACCAACAACUUACUGUUUGGUAAUUAUCUUCGGGAGAAUUGACUGACUCUCCGCACACACCAUCCGGCUAUCCCUUGCCUUCACCUUUUUAUCAUCUCGUUUUCACCCUUUUUAUCCGGAUGCAGCAUUGGCGAUGUUCUUGUCACUUUAUUAGCUUAUCAUUAUUGUCAUUUUAUUUUUUUCAAUUCCGCGGGAAAAAAACACAAUCAAAGUACUUUAUACAAAUAUAGCGACUUAGAUGGCCAUUUUCAAUAUUGGUUCUUCACCUGUCUUUCCCAAUCAUUAAGUGGAUUCAUAUUCACAUCUAUGUAAUACGUCCCAACAUCGAUCGAUCAUUUUUAUACUCUUGUUCCUUUUCUGUCUUUACACUGGAUUUUUUUUCUUUUGCUUCUUCAUCUCCAAACGUUCCUUUUUUUGCUCGGUCUUAUUUCUAUACUAUGACAUACAAUAGAUUCAUAUUUUUGCUUUAUUUGUCUUUCCAUCUUUAAUUAUUUGUUUUUUUAUCCAUUGUUUCUUUUACAUAAAUAUUAUGAUGAUUAUUUAUAUAGAUAUCUGUACGGCCUUGAUUUGUUUUAUUUUUACCCAAUUGUCUUUUUUGUCUUUCUUUUUUUGUUCUUAUUGGUUGGAAUGGGAAAAGAAAAGGAAACGGAAUGAUGAUGUUUGCUAUUUGUAUGUAUGUAUGUAUAAUCCCAGACAGAACACACUUGUUCAUUAAAGCUUUUUUUUUGAAUAUUUAUUUAUAGAUCUGUUGAACUACGACUUUGUUGAUUUUAUUUCUACAUAUGGAUAAUGGAUACUAUUUGUUUUCGCCUGGAAA